AUGUUUGACUUGACCAUGAAUAUUGCUCAAGCUUUCGUGAGCACAGUCACAGAGGCGGCGUGUAACACUGUUGGGGCAGGCUACAAGGUGGUAACCGACAUUGGCACGGCUGGGGCGAAAGUUGUUGGAGAUAGUGUCAGCACCACCCUGAAGGUCGGGGGAGAUUUUGCCUCCACCGGGACGAAGAUUGCGGGCGACUCAGUCGGUAUCUUAGCGAAGGUUGGGCUCGACUUCGUUGGAACCGGAAUCAAGAUCGUCAACAACGCGGGGAACACGGCAAACCAUAUUGUUCUCGGCGAUGAUAUCAUUAGCAUCUUACACAAUGCGACCCAUGACAGCAUCAAGACGGGAUCCAAGAUCCUGGAGGAUAGCAUUGGGACGGUGGCGAUGAUUAAUGGGGCCAUAGCCAGUACCCUAGUGAAGGUGCUAUCAGACUGGUCCAGUACUGCCUCCAAAGUUGUAAAGGACUCUCGGUCGACUGUGAACCUUGUUGCUACGGAUACUGAGACUACCUUCCUCAAAGUCCACGACGACACAGUGACGAUAGCGGUUCAGGCUGCGAGUCGGGCACUAAGUACUCGAGCCGCUGAGAUCUUCCUCAAGUACGCGGUAGAUGUAUUCACCACUGCAGGCGACACGGCGAUUGUUGAUACAAUCUUGCAAGUGGUACACCGCUCCCUUCAGGCCACGACACAUAUGCUUAGCGGAGCAGCACUUAUCUGGAGGGGCAUAUUUACGAAUGGUAUGAAUGAGGAUGCCCUGUACUUUAUCCUGAACCACCUAUACGAUUUGCUGGGCUUCCUAUACGACCUAGUGAAGCCAGGGAACGUUGUCCCCACAUACGCAGCCGAUGGUGUGAUCGAGAACGGAGCGGACGGAGCGGACGGAACAGACGAGUUUCCGGGUGGGGGUAACCCGUACAACGAGCUCGACCUUCGGAGGGAGCAGAACCGUGAUGCCAUUGUCUACCAGGUGCAACGGGUCGCAUUGACGUUCAUCAACAUCCUCCAGAUGGGCAGGAAAACGCCGCCGCAGGGACUAACUGACCUCCAAAUGAACGUUAGGCUACUUAGUGACUUUGACGCGAAUGGCAAUCCCCCGUCGCCAACCUACGUCUCCAGGUUUGAAGAGAGGCUGGAAUCUCCUCGCAAUGAGAAAUGGCUAUUUAUCAACGGUAUCGCGAACGAGUUGACCUGGUUCCAGCGUUCGUGUGAUAAGAUCCGUAAUACUUUCAAGAGAGAAGUCAAGGGGAUCUACAAUAGGAGUGACGGUAUCUUGUGGGACUUAAUAGAGUGUUGUGGAGAACGUAGCGCGGUCACAGAGAAGUCAAACGAGCUCAUUGAGCGCACACAGAGCAGCAAAGCCGCGCAGAAGAGCCUUGAGGAGGAGCUCACUGAUGCCUUAUGGCCUACUGAUGGUAUCGCCCCAGACAAGGUGGUUAUGAUCGCCCAUUCUCAGGGGUGUCUCAUUCUCCGGCUAGUGCUGCAAAAGCUAGUGAGCGAGAACCCGGCAGGAUCCCAGAAGAUGAGAGUUAUGAAGGACAGGCUAAGAGUGUUCACUUUUGGGAACCCAAGCAUUGAUUGGCGGGCUAUAGACGAAACAGCGCAGUCUUUGAGCAAGUACGCGACUGCUACCGAGCACUUUGCGCAUGAAGUGGACUUUGUGGCCAGGCUGGGGGUUGUGACGUACUCCGUUGACCCAGACUCAGGCUAUGAUGCGGAUUCGAUUUUCUAUAGCAAGGAGGGGAGGGGCCAUCUAUUUGGAGCGCAUUAUCCUCUGGAGAAAAAUGCUUAUACAAACGCGGGGAGGUCCAAGUUGUUGAGCGCAGUGGAUGGAGGAGAGAUGGAUUGA
Molecule: messenger RNA, 1851 nt
Organism: Clonostachys rhizophaga
Lineage: Eukaryota; Fungi; Ascomycota; Sordariomycetes; Hypocreales; Bionectriaceae
Source: the annotation of a GenBank genome assembly